GAAUUCACGUUCCUCCUAUCACAUGACAACACAGCUGUCCUCUAGUUCUUCUCGUGAGAUAAACACGACGCAACGGUAUACGCUAUGGAUGGAGACCUUUUUCUGUAGCUUCAACGAUAAACUAUGGAUGCCGUGUUUGUCCAGGAGCACCACUAUGUUUUUAUUAGUGUCGACGUUUAUCCUGAGCACGGUUGUAGAAGCUCUCCAGGUGAUUGGAGGAAACACAACCGUGGUGCCAGGAGAGACUGCUAUCUUACCCUGCAAACUCAUUGAAACCACGGAGGACCUCACUCAGAUUUCAUGGCAGAGGAAGACCAGAGGAAAACCUCAGAUUGACAAUUUCUUUACAGUCACGUUGGACAAUGGACCACAGUUUGUCAAUGGACAUGAUAAUCGAUUUAAAUUUAUUGGGAGCAUUAAAGACAACAGUGGAUCUCUCCAGUUAUCUAGGGUCACAUUAAUCGAUGAAGGCACCUACACUUGCAUCUUCACUUUGUUCCCCAGCGGAAAUCACAAGACAGAGAUACUUCUAAACAUGCUUGUGCCUCCAGUCACAAACCUGACAGGUUAUCGCCCUACUUUGGGUAAUGAGGAGGUUUCCCUUGUUACCUGCACGGCUGCUGGUUCCAAGCCUCCUGCAGAGGUGAGGUGGAUCACUGGCACUCUGGCAGAAAAGGUGAGGGCACUAACCAACUCCACCAAGCAUGACAACGGUACGACUACCACAGUCAGCUCGCUGCUUGGAGUACCUACCAGAGAAAUCAACCAACAUUUGGUCCAGUGUGUCAUCAGCAGCGCAGCCCUGUUGAAAGAAGAAAUCCUGCCCUUCACCAUACAGGUGUACUUCCCACCAAUCGAAGUGAACAUUAGUGAAAGAUCCAAAGGCUUAUUUGAAUGUAUGACUGAAGCCAACCCAAAUGCAGACUUUACCUGGAGCAGAUCUGACCAGCUAUGGCCUCAGUCUGAUGUCAGAGUUGAGGGUGCAAAGCUACAGUUUCUGAGCAUGACCUCUGACCUGAAUGGCCUCUACCAGUGUGAAGCAUCUAACCUAUAUGGAAGAAAAUGUGGUCACCUCUAUGUGCAUGUGACUUCAGGAGCCUGCACUGCUUGUUGGACUUUACUUUUGCUUUCCUUGAGCGCCGUUGCUGCUGCUGCUGCUGCUGCUGCAGUGUGGUACUUUUAUAAAUACAGGAAAAGGACAGGGGAGGGCAAACCUGACGCAGAAGAAGAAGAUGAUGAUGAAGCAGGGAGGCUACAGGCAGAGGGAUCUCUUUGACAGCAUGGAAGCAACAAGAUGGAACACAGGACUACAUGCAAUUUACAGGCUCCGACCCUAACGUGUAGCAUUCCUGAUGCUGGUUAGUGAUGCAGCAGUAGUCAGAUGCUGUUACAUCGGUACAGCUAAUAACAUUAAGAACAAUACUUGGUUCAAGAUCUACUCAACAGAAGCAAUAAAGCAGGAUGAACAUUGCAAACUAUAAGUGGAGCUUUCAAGCAAAAAUGGAAGCAGCAAAGAAUAGGGCAGUUUAACUGACUUCCAUGUAACUCCCCACAGCCAGUAUUUGUUUAGGAUGUAGAUUUUAACCACCAACCAACCACCAUCCUGUUCCUGCUUUAUCAGCAACAGCUCUAACUGCCAUGGUAAGAUAACAGCAGCAUUAACUGCUGAUAAGAGCAGAGGAUUAUGAUAUCUUUCCAGCUGCCUGAAGAGCGUCUAGAGAGGACGCACAUUAGUCUAAUAUUGUAUUGAUACCAUAGAUGUACGUAAAAAAAUGAUCAUAAUGUCACUAUAACAGAAGCCCUCCACUGAUUUUAUUUAUAUUAGCAUUUAACUUAAUAAUCUUCAAUAAUCUAUUCAAGUUGAUGUCACAGUGCACAAUCGGUGCUGUGAGCAACUUAACUUCUGAAACUCAAAAACAUUACUUAGAAUAUUCUACUGCUACUAUCUACGACACUUCUUCUCUUCUAUUAAGGCAGAAAUGCCUAAAAAUAAAAUGACAGAAGUAAAAAAAAAAUAAAAAUAGUAUGCUCUAUUUAGAAAUUUCAUCUACACCAGUGUAUGUCCUUAGUCAUUCAUCACAAGUGGUUCUUUGGUUUACUUCCUUGUUUUAGUUAUAUCUUAUAAUAACAGUAUCAGCAAAGCCUUAUGUGAAGCAGGCUUUUAUCUUUCUGACAUCAGUGUUACUCACCAGUUGUAAUUUGAGGUCUUUGUUAUGAGGAAACAAAACAGACUGAAACUCAAAGUCAGCAACAUGUUCAAGUUCGAUGAAGGUCAAAAUUAAUUCUGUGUUACAAACAUUGCAGAAAAUGUUUAUUCUCUAAUAUAAAAAGUUGCAUAGCUCAUGUUAAUCUGCCUUGUUCCUGUACGUCAACAACUUUGCUGACUGAUCUGAGAAGGAAAGAAACAUCCAGAUCCACAGCAGGCAUGUGCAUGUUUAGACUGUGGCUCAUUCUUAGCUUGGUACAGAAAAACCUGUGUGUGUGUGUGUUAGAGCUAAAAGUUUACAGCCAUGCUAGCACCUCUGUGAGCCUGUCAGUAGGAUCAGUGAUGCUUUUAGCUUAAUGCUUAACACAAUGUAAAUAUGCUGUUUAGGAGGUCAUACUUACCAUGUUCACCAUACUACUACUUACUUUAGCUGGUUAGCAUGCUAACAUUUGAUAAUUACCAGUAAACACAAAGUAUAAAUUGUUUGAUUGGCCGACAUUGCAAUCCCUAAAUCCAUGGCUCUAGCAUGGCUAAAACUGAGCGGUUACUCAGGGUGAACAAGUUAUACUAAAUUUGCAAUGAAUCAUUGUUAAUCAAUCAAUCAUAUUUAUUGUCAAUUUAUUGACAAAUUUACUCUGAACCAAAAAUAUCAACCUGCUAACAGCACAAGUGGAAACAUAAGGGGACCACCUAAUCUUAGGAUACAUCAUCUGGGGACAAUGAAUGAAUACACCAAAAAAUUUGUUGAUCCAUUCAGCAGAUUUAUUUAAUCUUUAUUUAAUCAGGCAUGCUCAAUGAGAUUAAGAUCUCUUUCCCAAAUGUAGACAUUGUUCACUGCACUAUUGAAACUUGAGUUAUUAGGACUCAUCCUCUGGGGACCUUGAAUGUCUGUCACAAAUUUUGCAAUCCAUCCAAUAGUUGUCGAGACAUUUCACACAAAACCAAAAAUGCCAACCUAAUGGGGGUGCUACAGGAAAAUCAGAGGAUCACUAGAGACACUAGUGUUCAUAGUCUGAAUCGACGAAUGUGUAUACAAAAUGUCAUGGCAGUCCAACCACCAAGUGGUAGACCGGUCAAUCCACUGUUCCUAGAUCGAUUUUUAGAUUUAAUCUUAGUCCUGAGAUUAAAAGUCCAUAUGAGUUUUAGUCAUAUUUAGUCAAAUUCAUCCUUCUUAGCUUUAGUUGUAUAAAGAUGUGAAUUUUUUCAACUGUAAACCUGAAAUCUGUGUGUAGUGUUCUCCCUCCCAUUUUGGGUUAUUGGUAAUAAAUAGAUUACUGAUUCUCCUGGAAUAAUCUCCUUUAAUCAAUGGCAACAUGGCAAGACAGUAAACACAAACCCCAAACCAACAAACUAACUCUCUCAGGUUACAUCACAUCAGACUACUCUGUUUCACUUGUUACUGUUACACUCACAACUCUACCCAUAAAACCAAAGCAGAUAGUAACUGUAAUAUUUUUCCUUUUCCCCAAUUUUCCAAAUAAAACACAGCACCUUAGCAAUACUUGUGGUCAAAAACUAGUACACAACCAUACAUUCAAGUUUCAUCACAUAGCCAAUUUUUCAUGUUGCUGGAAAAAUUGAUAUCAAAAUUUACUUGUCACCAUGUUAUUAUAAAAACAUAUUAUUUCUACUGAAAUUGAACCUUUGUGGGUGCAACAGUUAGGUCCCCAGCUGGUUUCUUUUCACCUUGGCAAAGCAACGCAAGGCCAAUUUGUUACUAUAGAACAUUUCAUAACUAAAAACAACUCAAGAUACUUUAUAUAGUAGAAAAAGGAGUAAGAAAUACAUCUGAAUAUAUCUACAUUUCAAACUAAAGACUAUAAGGAAUCCUUUAUAAAAUAUAUAAAUGAGCAACUAAAUGUGCAUAAAAAACAUUUAAUUGGACUCAAUUUUGACAACGAUGUAACGAUGAAGAAAGGCGAAUAAAUAAAAACAUUCCUGCAAAAACAGAGAAAACUCAGAAAGCCCACAAAGUUUUUUCAAAAACCACCUGGUAGAAAUUGACAAUGGGUUUUUAUUUCAGAAAGGCAACUAUUUUUCUAAAAUCACGUGUGUUGUGUGUUUUUAAAGUAUGCACUAAUAGGUUUCACCAUUUCAAUCUCUAUUUAUUUCUUUAAUAUUUUUGUGUUUGCUUUAUUAUGCUAUAAUCUUUGGCAUUUUGUUUUAUUUUUUCAUUGAAGUAAUUGUUUUGGAAUUAUACAACAUUGUUUUUCAUUAUCUCAUUUGUAUAGCUACUUAUUUGCCUUUCCCUUGAACUGUAUCCUAAUUAAACACUACGAAUUCCUUAA
Molecule: messenger RNA, 4494 nt
Organism: Siniperca chuatsi (mandarin fish)
Lineage: Eukaryota; Metazoa; Chordata; Actinopteri; Centrarchiformes; Sinipercidae
Product: nectin-1
Exons: 8
Coding region: 23-1276 (417 amino acids)
Biological process (GO): heterophilic cell-cell adhesion; homophilic cell-cell adhesion
Cellular component (GO): adherens junction
Source: RefSeq, a predicted model, not a curated record